AUGAUCACAGUCGUAAAAAAUAAAUUUGAAUUUGACGAAGCUGAUUUCAUUCCAGAGUUCUUUGAAUUAAUUGAUCGAAAAACAAUAAAUGUGCAAUUCGAGAUGAUGUCGUUGGCUGGUGAUGCCAAUCAGUUAUUAAUUACAGAACAAAAAAUAUCACUGAGGAAAAUCGGUGUCCUAAAAGUGAUAAUCAAAAACUGCCAACGAUGCUUAACGGAAAAAGCGUAUGUGAUACAUGUCGGAAAAACUCCGAAAGUUAUAACGCGAAAUUGCAGCAAUAAAAAGAAUGAGAUCCUGAGCGCCAGUUCAUUUUCGCAAGAAGUAUUGCAACAGGUCGGUUGGGUCGACGAUAUCGAAUGUUAUUGGCUCAAUUACCCAAGUUUGAAACAAAGAAAUCCGGCGACAAGAUUGGUGCCACGAACUGGGAAUGUCGGACAUUAUAAUCACAAACGCUCAACCGGGAAAACAAAAGUUGGAGAAUCUUCUCGAAGAAGUAAAAGCAAUAAACUUGACCUUCCUGAUCAACAUUUAUCGGUGGAUGAAAAGCAGCAACAAUUUGAAGUCAAGAAGAGGACUAUAGAAGAAAAAAUAAGGCGUCUAAAAACUCUAUGUCGGUAUACUAGGAUCAAUCAACGAAAAGUGGUUGGAGUAUAUCCGGAAACAAAGGAAGGCGCAGAAAAGAAAGGAAGACAAAUACCCAGAUAUGGUUGA
Molecule: messenger RNA, 711 nt
Organism: Loa loa (African eye worm)
Lineage: Eukaryota; Metazoa; Nematoda; Chromadorea; Rhabditida; Onchocercidae
Exons: 3
Coding region: 1-711 (236 amino acids)
Source: RefSeq, a predicted model, not a curated record